CCCACCCAUCUCUGACUUCACAAGGACCAAGUGUCAUGAAAUAGAGAGUUCGUGCAAGCCCCUGCCGCACUGCCAUUGGCCCUUUUCUCGCUCUGACGUCAUAAGGAGCCCUGUGAUGACAGGAUUCCACACGCCUAUAUAAGCGGCUGCGCGGCCCAGGUUUUUGUCCGCUUUACCAGGGAGCUAUUUCGGUGACCUGUGUGACUUGGACCCAUCUUUGCGUGCGCUUGUGCUGGUUGGUGUUGGUGUGCUGUUUUGUUUGUUUGUUUGUUUCUUGUUCUAUUUGGUUUUUUCUUUCCCCCAUUUGGAUUUAGUUUGUUUUUUUCCUCCUAUUUCUUUUUUGGCCCAUUGUGUCUUUUUUUGCAGUUUUUUUUUGUUUUUGGCUUCCCGCAUCUCUAGCUAGGCAGCGUGGCUAGAUCUCGGAGUGUUAGUGUAGCUAUUUAGUGUUUGUUGUUUUGGAGUUUUUCUGGUUUUUGUUUUCUGUUUUGGUUAGAUAGGACUUAGUUUUGCCACUGUGUUUGAUAAGUGUAGUUAGUAUAGGUAGUGUGGUACGGUAGUCAGAUCAGCAGGUAGUCCCCUUGUUCUCCCUUUAUUUUGUUAGUUAUUGUAGUUAGGGUAGCUCCUUAGUUAGUGUGUAUGGACAGGAAUAUUAGCCAGAGUAGUGCAGAGAGUGUAGUUAGGGACACCCACCUGGAAGGCCGUGAGGGUCCGGAUGCCAUCGCCAGGCACCAGCUUGGUCUCCAGUUGCUGUCGGUCCUGGGCCAGGGCAGCUUCGGCCUGGUGGUGCUGGCCCAGCAGGCGUCCAGCCAGCGGCAGGUGGCUGUGAAGAUAUUCCUUGAAGACUCCAGCGACCCCUUUGGCACCAGGCGAGUGACGCAAGAGGCCAGCAUCAUGCAGCUCCUGAGGCACCCGAAUAUCGUGCAGCUGCUGGAGGUGGGCUGGGUCGGCCAUUACCACUGCCUGGUGAUGGAGCUGGUGGACGGGGGCGACCUCUACCAGCACGUGAUGAGCCGGGGUGGCCUGCCAGAGCCCGAGGCCAUGGUCUUGUUUGCCCAAGUCCUGGAAGCUGUGGGCCACUGCCACGCACAGCGGGUGGCGCACAGGGACCUCAAGCUGGGGAACCUGCUGCUGGACUCUCAGCUCAACGUGAAGCUGGCGGACUUUGGGCUCAGCUGCCAUCUGCCCGAGGGCGAGCUGGUGCAGGGCUUCCGCGGGACCCCGGAGUACAGCGCCCCCGAGGUGUUCUGGCAGGAGCCGUACAAUCCAUUCGCAGCAGACAUUUGGAGCCUGGGGGUCAUCCUCUUUGCCAUGCUGGCGGGGGCCAUGCCCUUCAGCAGGAAGGACCGGGAGGAGCUGCGGGACUGCAUCCAGAGGGAGAGCUACGAGCUCCCAUGUGCGGCCAGCCCGGCCCUGGAGGAGCUUCUGAGCUCACUCCUCAGCAUGGACCCGUGCGACAGACCCACAGCGGAAAUCGCCAGCCUGCAACAGUGGUUUGACCCUCUUCUAGAAGGAGCCGAGGGCGAGGAGGUGACCGUGGUGCAGCCCCUGGGGGUUCCCGAGGACCCAGAGGCCCAGGAGUACCUGGCGGGCCUGGGUCUGCUUCCGGACGCUGGAGCCUCGGAGCCAUCUGGCCCUGGGGGAUCCAGCCGGAUGUCCCUGCAGCCAGAUUCCCGGAGCCUGGAGCAGGGAUACAGGGAGCCCACGCCAGAGCCUGAGUGCAUGUCCCAGGCGGAGUCGGAUUCAGAGGCAGAGCUGGAGUCAGAGUCAGAGCCAGAGCCUGCGUUGCAGCUGGAGUCGGAGUCGGAGUCGCCACCCCAGCCUGAGCCGGAUCCUGCAGUGUCCGCCCCCAUGCUUGCCUCUCCACUCCCUGGACUGCUGCAGGAGAGGAUCCCUGGUGCCAGCCCAGCCCCCGAGCCCGUCCCUGUGCCUGCCCCCUCCACCCCCAGCCUCGGGAGCAGUCAGCACCUGGUGGUGCCAGAGGUCCCAGCAGCUGAGCCUGAGGAGGCUGGGAGCUCAGCAUCGGCCUCUGUCCCGAGCAAGGGCCGGCAGGGGCUGGGCAGGAGGAUUGGCAGGAGCAUCCUCAGAUUCCUCCUGCGUGCCUGCUGCCUGCCGGCCCCAGCCAGAGGCCCUGGCCCCCGCAGCCGAAAGGUGGCCCCCAGCUAGCCUGCCUCAGUGUGCAAGCUGAGCUGCCGGAGGGCUCGCAUUUCUUGAGAGCUUUCUGUGCUUCUCAUGAAUAAAAAUCUAAACUU
Oryctolagus cuniculus (rabbit) is the source of this 2249-nucleotide messenger RNA. NCBI's taxonomy places the organism in Eukaryota, Metazoa, Chordata, Mammalia, Lagomorpha, Leporidae. The record is from RefSeq and is a predicted model, not a curated record.